GAUAUCACACUCCCAGAUGGAAGCAGAGGUCAGAGUGGCUCUGUGUGCGGACAUAUCCGGACAGGAGGCUAAUGAUCUGUGGAUGCUGUGAGAUGUAGCUGUAAUCUGGGUCGACCUGCCAGGGAGGAUGCUAUGUUUUUGCGGGGGAUGACAAGUGGAUUCAACCGACUCUGAUCAAUUCUCCCCUGUGGAUGAACCCUCGGACUCUGAUGGCUGUGAUGAGGAAGAGGUUCGCCUCUGUCUGCUCCUCUUCUUCAGCUGAAGAAGACAGUGCAGGCCUCUAUGACAGUGCUCCCAUUUCUUCCUCUGAUCCACCCAGUGAACAAGAACAUCCUUGUGCAUCUCUGCUCUGUUGCCACAGUGUCCAGGACUCUUUGCUGAGCUCCAACAGCAGCUUCACCAGAUACAGAGGCAUCCUCAACUGGAUCAUCAUUCUCUUGGUCCUGACUCAUGCUCACUUGUUCUUAGAGAACUUCAUACAACAUGGCUUUUUGAUAGAUGUCAAAAAGGUCUUUCAGCAUCUCAUUGAGGACAACUGCAACUGGCCGUCUGUCAGCCUCUUCCUGGGAGCCAACGUGUUUGCUAUUACAGCUUUGCUCCUUGAGAGGUUUCAGGAAAAGGGUGUGCUGUCCCCCACCAAUGGCCAUCGUUUACAUCUCGCAAAUCUAGGGCUGCUCCUGCUGUUUCCUGCUGCAGUCAUUGUGCAUGAGCCCACAACAUCGACGGGUAACAGCUGUGGAGCAUUCUUCUCUCUCUGGCUCUACACUGUUCUUGGGAUGAAGCUUUACUCAUACCAGGAAGCAAAUCACUGGUACCGACAAGCUCAUUUAACUGAUGCAGAUAAAGACCAGAAUGGAUCAGUUGCACAAAAAGCCCAAAAUGAGCAUCUGACCUACCAAGAUCUGUAUUAUUUCCUCCUUGCCCCCACUCUGUGCUACCAAAGAGAUUUCCCGUGCACUCCUAAGGUCCACAUCAAUAAGCUACUGCACAGGCUGCUGGAAAUGGUGAUCGUCAUCCAGAUCAUGGUCGGCAUUGUACAGCAGUGGAUCGAGCCCAUCUUCCAGAGAUCAGAAAACUCUUUCUCUAGUAUGGACAUUACUAUGAGAGUGGAGCACCUGGUGGGACUGGUGGCACCAACCCAUUUCCUCUGGCUGCUCUUCUUCUUCUUGAAUCACUCCUACCUGAAUUUCUGUGCAGAACUCCUGCGCUUCGGUGAUCGCCAUUUUUACGGAGACUGGUGGAAUGCUACAACUCUGAUCACUUUCUGGAGGAACUGGAAUAUUCCCUUUCAGAAAUGGUGUCACAGACAUGUAUACACACAGCUGGUGGAAAAGAAUGUGCCAUCGUCACGAGCAGAGUUACUGGUCUUCCUGAUGUCUGCAGCUGUUUGUGAGUAUAUGAUCGCACUGCCUCUGCACAGCUGUCGUCUGUGGAUCUUUCUCGUCAUGGUAUUCGAGCUCUUGGUUGCAGUUUUCCUGAAAGACUAUUUCCAGGGAAACUAUGGCAACGGUUUAGUGUGGCUGUGCCUUCUGCUGGGCCCACCUCUGGCUGUGAUCACCUACUUUCACGACCACUACAUCAGCUUCCACAACUGUCAUCAGUCAUCAUCCUCACCACUGAUAUCAGUCCACCAUCUUCCCAGCAGAGUUUGCCUGCAGCCUCAAUGACCAUGGAGAAAUGUCUGAAAUGUAUAGAUACUUUAUUGAUCCUGAAGAAUAUGAAGGAUCUGUAAUAUUUAACUGUAUUUAUAAGCAGAGUGAGAGGAUAUGACUGUCAUCCAAAGCUCAUGUCUGUGCAAGAAUCCAUUCAGAUCUCUGGAAAACCUUUUGAAAUUAUUCAGCAACAUAUAUAUAUAUAUGUAUAUAUAUAUAUACAUAUAUAGUACAUAUGUUGUAUAGCUCCAUUAAUGUACCUACGGACUUGCAUAUAAUGCUACUAUACUUCUGCAUCAAAAAAAAAACAUCUGAAAAAUGAAAUGCAAUAAA
Messenger RNA from Seriola dumerili (greater amberjack), 1985 nucleotides. RefSeq names its product diacylglycerol O-acyltransferase 1-like. Gene Ontology annotation, cellular component: endoplasmic reticulum membrane. NCBI's taxonomy places the organism in Eukaryota, Metazoa, Chordata, Actinopteri, Carangiformes, Carangidae. Bases 192 to 1667 code for a protein of 491 amino acids. Gene Ontology annotation, biological process: triglyceride biosynthetic process. The transcript is spliced from 18 exons. The record is from RefSeq and is a predicted model, not a curated record. Gene Ontology annotation, molecular function: diacylglycerol O-acyltransferase activity.